AUGAGGACUAACAAGAUCCAGACGAUGCUUCAAUGCAUCGACAACUCGGGCGCCGCCCUUGUCGAAUGCGCCAUGGUUGUAGGCCAGAAGCGACACGCCUGUAUCGGUGACCGGAUCGUUGUCGUCGUUCAGAAGCACCGCGGCGCUGGCGACGGUGGUAUGGCCGGCUCCUCCGCUGCCAACAAGGUCAAGCGCGGUGACAUGCGCCACGCCGUCGUGGUCCGCACCAAGCAGAGGUCUCUCCGCCCCGAUGGCAGCGCUAUUCGGUUCGACGACAACGCCUGCGUCCUGAUCAACAAGGCCGGCGACCCUGUGGGUUCCCGUAUCAACGGUGUUGUCGGUGCCGAGCUGAGGAAGAAGAAGUGGAGCAAGAUCCUCUCCAUGGCUCCUAUGCACGCAUGA
Messenger RNA from Colletotrichum karsti, 402 nucleotides. RefSeq lists its product as uncharacterized. Gene Ontology annotation, biological process: translation. Gene Ontology annotation, cellular component: ribosome; mitochondrial large ribosomal subunit. The transcript has 2 exons. Gene Ontology annotation, molecular function: structural constituent of ribosome; large ribosomal subunit rRNA binding. Lineage: Eukaryota; Fungi; Ascomycota; Sordariomycetes; Glomerellales; Glomerellaceae. The record is from RefSeq and is a predicted model, not a curated record. Bases 1 to 402 code for a protein of 133 amino acids.